Molecule: messenger RNA, 195 nt
Organism: Crotalus tigris (Tiger rattlesnake)
Lineage: Eukaryota; Metazoa; Chordata; Lepidosauria; Squamata; Viperidae
Product: guanine nucleotide exchange factor subunit RIC1-like
Exons: 2
Source: RefSeq, a predicted model, not a curated record
CCGUCCACCCAUGCACCUGUCCCUCCCUCCAUCCUUCCAUCAAUCCAUCCAUCUGCCCAUCCACCUGUGCACCUACCCAUGCACCUGUCCCUCCCUCCAUCCUUCCAUCCAUCCAUCCAUCCGUCUAUCCAUCCACCCAUCCACCCUUGCAGCUGUCCCUCCCUCAUUUCCUCCAUCCUUCCAUCCAUCCAUUAA